Molecule: messenger RNA, 989 nt
Organism: Manihot esculenta (cassava)
Lineage: Eukaryota; Viridiplantae; Streptophyta; Magnoliopsida; Malpighiales; Euphorbiaceae
Product: eukaryotic translation initiation factor 5A-like
Exons: 5
Coding region: 161-643 (160 amino acids)
Biological process (GO): positive regulation of translational termination; positive regulation of translational elongation
Molecular function (GO): ribosome binding; translation elongation factor activity; RNA binding
Source: RefSeq, a predicted model, not a curated record
AACCAUGGUUAGAGGAAAAGGUAAUGAUGAUCCUCUGAUUCUCGAGCCCUUUUGCAUAAAAGAGGAAGUGAAUUGAGCGCUUUCCGCAAUUCAUCCUCUUCCAUUUCUCACAAGAGACAAAUUGAAUUGAAAACAAACCCUAGAAGAAAGAAAAAACGCUAUGUCGGACGAGGAACACCACUUCGAGUCCAAGGCCGAUGCUGGAGCCUCCAAGACCUUUCCACAACAAGCUGGUACCAUUCGCAAGAAUGGCUACAUCGUAAUCAAGAACCGUCCCUGCAAGGUUAUGGAGGUUUCAACAUCAAAGACGGGAAAACAUGGUCAUGCUAAGUGCCAUUUUGUUGGAAUUGAUAUAUUCAAUGGAAAAAAACUUGAAGAUAUUGUUCCUUCAUCCCACAAUUGUGAUGUUCCUCAUGUUAACCGUACUGAUUAUCAGCUGAUUGAUAUCUCUGAAGAUGGUUUUGUGAGUCUUCUGACUGAAACUGGAAACACCAAGGACGAUCUCAGGCUUCCCACCGAUGAAAAUCUGCUCAGCCAGAUUAAAGAUGGGUUUGCUGAGGGGAAGGACCUCGUAGUGAGCGUCAUGUCUGCAAUGGGAGAGGAGCAGAUAUGUUCCCUUAAGGACAUUGGUCCUAAAAAUUAAAGAUGAUGCUAUAGCAUUAGCUACAGCUGAUGGUGAAACAGUCUCUAUGUUUGCUGACAAGGAAUUUUUUAUCUACUGCGCAUAUGUACAACAAACUUCUAUUAAGACAGUAUUUUAGCUGUGUAAUGAAGACCUUUAAGGCUUGUAUGGAGGAGGUGCGGAAAGGAACUGAAGCUGCUCAUUUCCUGAUGGAGGGAACUCGGGUGAUUUGGAAGGAUAUGGAAUAUAUAAAUAUUUCUGUUUUAUAUAUUUCCUGGUUAUUGGAGAUAAAUAAAGGUAUGUAUCACCUCCCUGAGGACACAUGUUUCCCCGUUAAAUUUCUGAUAAUGAGAGCUUUAAAAGCCAA